Messenger RNA from Lycium ferocissimum, 819 nucleotides. Its product is annotated as 4-hydroxyphenylpyruvate dioxygenase-like. Gene Ontology annotation, biological process: L-tyrosine catabolic process. The transcript has 4 exons. Bases 1 to 819 code for a protein of 272 amino acids. The record is from RefSeq and is a predicted model, not a curated record. NCBI's taxonomy places the organism in Eukaryota, Viridiplantae, Streptophyta, Magnoliopsida, Solanales, Solanaceae. Gene Ontology annotation, molecular function: 4-hydroxyphenylpyruvate dioxygenase activity.
AUGGCGGGUGUAUUGUUGAGUGGCACCCCGUUAAGCAUCCUUCAAGGAACUGGACUAUGGGAUUCGGCGGCUGGACCAUGCCGCUGGAAUGUGCCACAGUUGGGUCCUGUAGUGGAUUACGUCAAGCACUUUACGGGGUUUCAUGAAUUUGCUGAGUUCAAAGCUGAAGAUGUUGGGACUGCUGAGAGCGGGUUGAACUCAGUGGUGUUGGCAAACAAUGACGAAGCAGUUCUGCUUCCGUUGAAUGAGCCGGUAUACGGAACCAAAAGGAAGAGUCAAAUUCAGACUUAUUUAGAGCAUAAUGAAGGGGCAGGAGUGCAUCAUUUAGCUCUGGUUACAGAGGAUAUAUUCAGAACUUUGAAGGAAAUGAGGAAAAGGAGUGGAGUUGGGUUAUUUGAAUUCAUGCCUUCGCCUCCGCCUACUUAUUAUAAGAAUUUGAAGAGUAGGGCACGAGACGUACUCAGUGAUGAGCAAAUCCUGGCGUGUGAAGAAUUGGGAAUCUUGGUGAACAGGGAUGAUCAGGGGACUUUGCUUCAGAUAUUCACCAAGCCUGUGGGAGACAGCUCCUGUUUGCUUUUACCUUUAAUGUCAGCUAAAUUAUCUAUACUAAGAUCAUGCUUCUUGGUCCUUAGCACAGCCAACAAUACUUAUAGAAAUUAUUCCGAGAAUCGGUUGCUCAAAGAAGAAAAUGGACAAGUUUAUCAGAAGGGCGGAUGUGGAGGCUUCGGUAAGGAAAACUUCUCAGAGCUCUUUAGAUCGAUCGAGGAAUAUGAGAAAAUGCUUGAAGCCAAACAUGUUAAUCAAGUAGCUGCUGCUUGA